Messenger RNA from Trichosurus vulpecula (common brushtail), 981 nucleotides. RefSeq names its product leucine rich repeat containing 10B (gene LRRC10B). Lineage: Eukaryota; Metazoa; Chordata; Mammalia; Diprotodontia; Phalangeridae. Gene Ontology annotation, molecular function: protein binding. The record is from RefSeq and is a predicted model, not a curated record. The coding region runs from base 1 to 981 and encodes 326 amino acids. The transcript has a single exon.
AUGGGCAUCGCUGAGUCCACGCUGGACGAGCUGCCGUCGGACGUGGCGGAGCAGCUGAGUAACGGCGAACAGCUCCUGGAGCUGAGCGGGAGGCGGCUGCGGCGCCUGCCCGCCUCGGUGUGCGCCCUGCUCGGCCUGCAGAGGCUCUACAUCAGCGGCACGGGCCUGCGCGAGCUGCCCGACGAGAUCGAGGAGCUGCGCGAGCUGCGCAUCCUGGCGCUGGACUUCAACAAGCUGGAGCACGUGCCCGAGGCACUGUGCCGCCUGCCGCGCCUCAGCCGCCUCUACCUGGGCAGCAACCGGCUGCUCGGGCUGCCCGCGGACUUCGCACAGCUGCAGAGCCUGCGCUGUCUGUGGCUCGAGGGCAACUACGUACGACGCUUCCCGCGCGCUCUGCUCCGCAUGCCGGCGCUGCAGUCCCUGCAACUGGGCGACAACCGGCUGCGCGGCCUGCCCGCCGAGCUGCCCAGCAUGGUGGGCCUGCGCGGCCUCUGGCUCUACGGCAACCGCCUCGAGGUGUUCCCCAACGUGCUGCUGCGAAUGGGCCGCCUGCGCAUCCUCGACGUGGACCGCAACCAGCUGGGCGGCUUCCCCGACCUGCGGCCGCUUCGCGGACUGCGCGUCUUCUCCUACGACCACAACCCCGUCACGGGGCCCCCGCGGGUCCUCGACACAGUCUUCCUAGUGGGCGAGGGCGCCGUCGAGCGCAUGGCCGAGCGCGACGAGCCGCCGCCUGUGCCCCGGCCGCCGCGCCCUCGUCCGGCCCCGGCCCAGAUGCCCGGUCCGCCGCCGGCGGUGCGUUCGGAGAAGGAGGGGGAGGAGGAGGAAGAGCCGGAGCGCGUGCGGGACUUGGAGGAAGAGGAGGAGGAGGAGGAGGAAGAGGAGGAGGAGGAGCUGGAGGAGGAGGAGGAAGAGAUUGCGCUCUGUGCAGGGCGCAAGCCCCCGGGCCUAGGGAUCCCCAGCAAAGGCGAGCCCACUUGA